UAUAAUUGAGCAACUGUCAACGCAUUUUGCUAUCCAUCUACUCUCUCUAUAGUAGAAAAGAAAAUACACAAAAAGACAAGAAUAGAAAUUAAACGUAAUAAUUAAGAAAAGGAAAGAAAUUCAAUUUUGAUCUCUUCCACUUAUAUUUCUCAUCUUCAAAGGUCUCUUCCUUUUUUGCAGGUUGUUCCACUUUGCCUCACCAUUUCUGCACUACACCAUCACCAUCAAUUUUCUAAAAAUCCAUCUUUUUGUAGCACCUACCUCACUAGUACCAGGAAGUAUUCAAGUCCUCUAUCCAUCCACUUCAAGUCUCAAGACUAAACCUAAUUUUAUCAUCUUUUUAUGAGGUACUAAAAGCCUAAUUUCUUCUGCCCUAAAGCUUUCAAAAUCAAGAAAAAGAACCCUAAUCUCUCCAACCCUAGUUUGGAUACAUAUCUUUUUAAGUUAUGGAUCUGAUCUCUCAAGAGCACAAUAACAAGAACCCUAAUACCGUUCUCUCAACACGACCUCCUCCUCCUUCUUCUUCUUCUCCACCUUCCUCUAGCCGCUAUGAGAAUCAGAAACGCCGUGAUUGGAACACUUUCUGCCAAUACCUUAGAAACCAUCGUCCACCGCUCUCUCUACCGUCUUGCACUGGCGAACACGUCCUAGAGUUUCUCCGUUACCUUGACCAGUUUGGCAAAACCAAAGUCCAUCACCAAAACUGCGCUUUCUUUGGCCUCCCAAAUCCUCCGGCUUCUUGUCCUUGUCCUCUCCGACAAGCUUGGGGCUCACUUGACGCCCUUAUCGGCCGUCUCCGUGCCGCCUACGAGGAACACGGUGGAGUUCCAGAGACUAGCCCUUUUGGCUCACGUUCAGUCAGGGUUUUCCUCAGGGAGGUUAGAGAUUUCCAGGCUAAAUCUCGUGGGGUUAGCUACAAGAAGAAGAGGAAGACGGUCAAUAACAAGCAAAUAACUCAAUCGAGUUCGCAGCCGCCUCUAAAGCCACAGCAGCAGCAGCCAGGUCAGUCACGGAUGGCUAAUUAUCACCAUGGGCAGCUUAAUGAUAUCGUACAGCUUCAAUAGAUGUACGCUCGUAUCUAGCUAUUUAUACGCACCAACCUUUGUAUUUGUGUAAUGUAAUAUCCCUACUUUGUAUUUGUGUAAUGUAAUAUCCCUACUUCACUCCAUCCACCGCUAUUGUUUU
Raphanus sativus (radish) is the source of this 1185-nucleotide messenger RNA. RefSeq names its product protein LIGHT-DEPENDENT SHORT HYPOCOTYLS 2-like. NCBI's taxonomy places the organism in Eukaryota, Viridiplantae, Streptophyta, Magnoliopsida, Brassicales, Brassicaceae. Bases 447 to 1064 code for a protein of 205 amino acids. Gene Ontology annotation, cellular component: nucleus. The transcript has a single exon. The record is from RefSeq and is a predicted model, not a curated record. Gene Ontology annotation, biological process: response to light stimulus; mRNA transcription.